CUUGGAGCUAGCAAGUUACCUGAGGGCUACAAUACAAACGAAAAAAAGGGCUUUUUAACCCUUAUUUUGGGGCAUAGUCACUUAACUUUUUAAGUGGUUAAUGUCAGAUUUGACUGGCGAUUUUGUACAUGCAGAUUGUAAGUCUAGGUGACCAUUAAGUUAAUUUCUAAACGUCUCCAUUCAGAUGGGGGCCCUGUUAACUCGAAAUAACUCGCUGGGGGCGCAGCCAAGACGGUUGCCGAGUGCUAUCAAUGAAAUACUUGAAACUGAUGAAAACUUUCAAACGUGAUGAUUCUCGGGCAUGAUCUGGAGUGAUGAGGAGCGUCUUUUGUCUGGGAUUUCUAAGUGGAUUAAUGGACAUUUCUUCAAGAUGGGAGUCGAAGAUAAUGGCAUCUUCUGAAAGAGUGAAGAGGGUGCAGUUGAUUAGCUCAUCAUCACUGUUGAGGAGACACAUACUUGAACUGAAAUGAGACACCAAAUAACCAGAUAUAAAAACUUCCAAGCUCCAAAAUGCAUAUCGCACUCAAGGGGUGAGACAACGGCCAUCACUGCAGAAGAUGAAUAUUACCAGCAACAUGUGGUUUUCCUUGACUGUGCUCCUCCUGGCUGCAUGGGCCUGUCUGGCAGAUGUGGCUCUCUCCGAAGAAAGGAUGAAACGCUCUGUGUCAGCCUCCAGGUCAGCACCACAGCGCUCUAAGCGAAUGAUUGGGGGGAAUUUGGCUCCUCAUAUCCCCUGGCAGGCCAUGGUCUACCUCUCUGACAACGUGCUGGAUGGAGGCUAUGCAGGCGGUGCUCUCAUCUCUGACCGUUGGGUUUUGACGGCUGGCAGGAACCUCUUUGUGAAUAAGAGUCGACAGGAUAAUCAGGGAAAAGGCCCAGUCAUUCCUAAAGUGUACCUGGGAAUUACCAAGAAGGCAGACGCUAAUCCCACCAAUGAAGUUUCUGUGGAGAAGGUUGUUCUCCAUCCUGGCUUCCAGAACCGAUCAGACUGGGAUAAUGACCUGGCUCUGAUCCAGCUGAAGAAGGCUGUGGUUAUGAGCGAUAAAGUCACCCCCAUCCCACUGCCAGAGAGAGAUCAGGGCCUGGAAAACACCAUGGGACAGUCAGGAGUCAUCACUGGCUGGGGCUGGGGGAGAUCCCUCACCUCUGCUACAUCACUGAAACACCUGGUACUGCCCCUGGCUGGUCACUCUUUCUGUAAGGCAGAAUAUUCACGUAUUCCGUUCACACCAGAUGUAGACGACAACAUGUUCUGCACGGGACCUGCCAGCUUUGAGAGAAAUGUUUGUUUUGGGGAUGCAGGAGGUGCACUGGCUGUCACAGAUCCUGAAACUGGGGACGUUUACGCUGCAGGGAUCCUUUCCUAUGAUAAGUGCUGCAGCCGGUACAAUUACGGAGUCUAUAUGAAGAUUUCCUCUUACUUGCCCUGGAUCAACAGAGUCAUCAGAGGAGAUACAGAGAACUCGUCUGCUCUGCGCACUGAUGCAAUGUCUAAGAUUUACUCACAGCAGCAGUAGAGCUUCAGGCCCUGUUCCUUUCAUUUUGUGGAGCAGUUAUGAUGAUGUUUUGAGUCACUUUAUGAAACUGCUGCUUGUAGUGUAACCAUGUCUGUGCUCUGUCAUGUAAUUAUUAUGAAUGGGAGGGGAAAAUCACACUUAUUUUAUACCUUUGAGUUAAUAAAUCCAAUAUUUGAACAAAAUACAAGUAUUUCUUGUAUUCCAUAAUACACACAAAUUACCUUCUAGAGCAGAGGUGUCCAAACUGUUUCACAUAGAGGGCCAAAACUGAAAGUCAAAGGUGGAACACAAAAAAGUAAAAAGCAAACUCCUUUGUAUUGUAUCGUUUUGUAUCUGUACUUAUUUUGUAUGAUGUGGCAUACCCCACCAUUUCUGGCUGCAACACAGUUGUUGUAAAUACAAUCCCAGGUUUCUGUAACUGUUUGUCAGACGUGGUGUAAUGUUACUGUAUGUUCCAUAAACUACACACAAAACUCGG
Molecule: messenger RNA, 1995 nt
Organism: Acanthopagrus latus (yellowfin seabream)
Lineage: Eukaryota; Metazoa; Chordata; Actinopteri; Spariformes; Sparidae
Product: haptoglobin
Exons: 7
Coding region: 558-1517 (319 amino acids)
Biological process (GO): proteolysis
Molecular function (GO): serine-type endopeptidase activity
Source: RefSeq, a predicted model, not a curated record